This is a messenger RNA of Sipha flava (yellow sugarcane aphid), 1332 nucleotides long. RefSeq names its product zinc finger protein 333-like. NCBI's taxonomy places the organism in Eukaryota, Metazoa, Arthropoda, Insecta, Hemiptera, Aphididae. Gene Ontology annotation, molecular function: RNA polymerase II transcription regulatory region sequence-specific DNA binding; DNA-binding transcription factor activity, RNA polymerase II-specific. Gene Ontology annotation, cellular component: nucleus. The coding region runs from base 465 to 1271 and encodes 268 amino acids. The record is from RefSeq and is a predicted model, not a curated record. Gene Ontology annotation, biological process: regulation of transcription by RNA polymerase II. The transcript has a single exon.
ACGAUGGAACUAUAGUCAUUUGAACGAAAUAUCCCAUCAGUGACUGCGUCGCGGACGGGUUUCAGUCAAACAUCUACACGACUUCCAGACGUUGAUGGUGUGAUGCGUCCAUACAUUGUUGUAAAGCUUUUGAACAAUAAUUUGUAAUCUGAAGAACCACGGCUACUCUAAGCUGAGGAGCAACCAAUCGGAACUUGUAUUGUGGUCCGGACGCACUAUCAUUGUACAGUAUCCGUUGUUUUAAUAAUUAUGAUCACGGUCUUAGAGAUUUUCUAAGACCGUGAUUGUGAUCAUAGAAUAAAGAUUAGUUCAAUUGUGAUUUCAUGUACGAACAAUUUUUCACGAGGAAUGUGCAAUCUUUGAUUAUAAAUACUAUCAGUUAUUACUAAUUUAUAAUCAAUAGUAGAGAAUAUCUAACAUAGGUUCCUAAUUGUUCGUUGUUAAGUUUUCCAUUCAAUUCAGUCAUGGUUAAACACACGUGUCCAUAUGAUGAUUGCACCUCUACGUUCAGUCGACCGUAUCGUUUACGAAUUCACAUUCAACGGCAUCAAGGCAUUAAAGAAUUCCAAUGCUCUCAGUGUGAUCGAGGCUAUCAUCGACGGCAGCAUUUACAAAGGCAUGUUGCUGAGGCUCAUCAAAACCAGUCACGCUUAGAACAACCCUUGUCCUGUGACCACUGUGAACGACAGUUCAACACUGCAUGGGGACUCCGUAGACAUCAGGUUAAAAUAAAAAAACAGAAGAGUCGUGUUCGACAUUACCAGUGCAAAAAGUGUAAUUGUAGUUUCUUUUGUCCUGAUGAUCUUGAACGGCAUUCUCUUAAACAUGAACGUUUUAAAUGUGUUAUCCCAUCAUGCCCUCUAACAGCCCAUCGAUUCAAUUGGAAUUUUUACAAACAGCACAUGGCUACUUACCACUCUGAACCUUUCAUUUGUGAACAGUGUGACGAACGCUUCUUAUUCAAGUCACAAAUAAGGGAGCACGUAAGACAGCAUAUGCCAAAGUUCAAUUGCACUCAACCAGACUGUAAUAGAACUUUUUCAAAUUCUAGAAAUUUGAAUUAUCAUGUACAAAUAGGUCAUGGAGAAAGAAUUUAUAAAUGCAAUGUAAUAGGAUGUGAUUGGUUGUUUAAGUACAAAGCUUGUCUCAACAGACAUGUUAGGAUCCAUCAAGAAAAUGGAAAAAUUGUUCCUAUGGCCAAUAGAAUUAAUAAAAAAGAACCAAAAUUUUUUAUGGCAAAGAAGUUGGCUACAUUAGCUUUAAAAAUUUAACUAAAAUAUUCAACAGAUUUAUUUACAUGUGUUAUGUACAUUUAUUUGUUUGUUAAUUUAA